Colletotrichum gloeosporioides is the source of this 2031-nucleotide messenger RNA. Its product is annotated as Transcriptional regulator RPN4. The coding region runs from base 1 to 2031 and encodes 676 amino acids. The transcript has 2 exons. Lineage: Eukaryota; Fungi; Ascomycota; Sordariomycetes; Glomerellales; Glomerellaceae. Gene Ontology annotation, biological process: regulation of transcription by RNA polymerase II. Gene Ontology annotation, cellular component: nucleus. The record is from RefSeq and is a predicted model, not a curated record.
AUGCUGUUAACCCGACCCGCUACUGCGCAACCUCCUCAGCAACAACGCUUUUAUCGUAACCAGCCACAGCCACACCAUCAGCCUCAAGGUCACCACUUCUACCCUCACCCACUUGACUUUGACAACGACACCAACCCAGACGACUCGACAAAGGACAUUAACAUUUCGAGUAUAUCUUCCUCGCCUCUCUCGACUCAGUCGUUCACGUCUCAGCACUAUUCACUCGGGACGCACCCGUCCUCCUCGUUUCCCAACUUUGACUCCUCUCAUCUUGCUGUCCCAAGAAGAGCGGCGCCCGCCUCUGCAGUUUUCGGCGAUUCACCUGCAAGCGUCGACUUGAGCAACCCCAGCCAACUUUCACAAGACCUGAUGCAGUCCGACGCCUGGGUUCUUGCAAACCAGUACAACACCAAGCCUGUUGGUCGAUUCUCCCACCAACGGGAGUCAUCGCUGUCGUCACUGGGUUCUGCUGGUCCUGCGUCGCCCUUUAGCCACAACACAUCGAACCCCCACAUUGCAGUCACUGAUUCUACUCCCGACGGCCUCUACGACAUGCAAAGUCAGGAAAGCAACUCGUUCUAUCAGCUGGCCAAGGCCAUGCCAUCUCACGACAAUGUUUACCCCAACUACAACGGUCUUGCCGCGAUACCCUCUGACAUGAGUGGGUACACUUCGGCGCUCAAUGUACAGAGGCCUAGGUCCGAUCGCAGCGGCCUUUUGCCCGCACCCGAGCUUUCCGUGGCAGGCAGCAGCAGGUCACACCCAAAUUCUGUGGCAAGCUCGGUAGCUGGUGACUCACCUGCAACGCCAUCCGCAGGCGAUCACGAAGAUGAUAGAAGACGCAAAGCUGUUUUCAACAACGUGCCCAAGUUGGACCGCACAAUGACAGACAUCUACAACGACGAACUCUACAGUCCCAACUUCACUAUUACAUCAGCGUCGCCGGCCCACAGCCAAAUGGCAAUGUCACCCAAUAACGACGUCUUUGCUCAACGGCUGAACGCUGCCAACAAUCAACAUCUCAGUGCUGCGCAAUCUCCAGCCUCGAGUGGUUCUCGAGACCGGUCACCGUUUCGCCAAGGCUCGCCACUUGCACCCGUUGCAAGCCAUGAGUUUGGUGCAAAUCUGGUAGGGUCCCGCCUGAGAUUCAACUCUGCACACCAAAUGAGGGAGCAGAAGAAGGUCGAGAGGGAUGCGCAGAUCUUGAGACAGCAACUAUCCAUGAAGUCUGAACCAGAGACGCCCAAAACGAUAUCGCCUAAAGACGCCAUGUUGGAGUUUCAUGAUGCGGAGGGGGAUGAUUCUUUCCCGUUGUUUCCCUCCCAGGAUGCGGCGGACUUUGAUGAUCUCGCCAAGUCGGCGGUCCCCCAAGACCACAGUGGCACGUACGCGAGAACGGCUAUGCCAAGUGCUGCUGCUUUCCCGUACGUGGCGAUGCAAUUCCCCAACGGCGUCCAAAUACCUCAACAAUAUCCUUUCAUCGCACACUCACGACAAUCACACGAGCAAACAACGCGCUUGAGCUCAGCCGAGUCCAGUUCAGGAACGUCUGAAGGAACAUCUAGUUCCACUGGUGGUCCUCCGGUCAAGCCAGCUGGCGCCGCCGCCGAUGGUGGUACAUAUACCUGUACCUAUCAUGGUUGUACGUUGCGUUUCGAGACGCCUGCACUCCUGCAAAAGCACAAGCGCGAGGGCCACAGGCAAACGCAAACUCUCGGCGGUCCUCGAAGAGCUGAUACUAGCGUUGCGCCCUCACCAAACAGUUUGCUCAAUAGCCAGGCAGGCCCACACCGAUGUGAUCGGAUCAAUCCUAGUACUGGUAAACCAUGCCAUACCAUCUUCUCGAGACCCUACGACCUCACCCGCCACGAAGAUACCAUUCACAACGCGCGAAAACAGAAAGUUCGUUGCAACCUGUGCACAGAAGAAAAGACCUUCAGCCGCGCGGACGCCCUCACAAGACAUUACCGUGUUUGCCAUCCCGAUGUCGAAUUUCCUGGGAAACACCGCAGACGUGGACAACAAGUAUGA